Messenger RNA from Terrapene triunguis (Three-toed box turtle), 948 nucleotides. Its product is annotated as classical arabinogalactan protein 9-like. The transcript is spliced from 5 exons. The record is from RefSeq and is a predicted model, not a curated record. Lineage: Eukaryota; Metazoa; Chordata; Testudines; Emydidae. The coding region runs from base 1 to 816 and encodes 271 amino acids.
AUGGCCCACCGCCUGCAGGAGGCCGAGAGCCGCAACCUGGAACUGGAAGCUCAGAUCAAGCGAUUGGAGGCGCAAAUCGAGGGGAUGAAACCGCCCGGGGAGGAAGCUGCUGUGGGGCGGCCCCCCGGCUGCGCUGCCCCCUGGCCAUGCCGCACGGAGCACCCCGCUGAUGCGGCACCAUGGCACCGCGACGCUGUGAAUACCCGCUUGUGGUACCUCUGUACCGCCACUUGCUGCUCUUUUCUAGGGUACCUAGGCCCUGCAUCACCAAGGCGGGAUACCUGCUCCUUUGUACCGGCGGCUUUGGGCUGGCGGUGCCCGGCCAGGACCCGGGGGAGCCGUCCUGAGCGAGGCCGGGUGCUCGCCCCGCUGCCCCCGCCCGCCAUCCCCGUCACCCCCCGGCCAGCACCGCGGGAGUGCCCGUCAGCCCUCCUCCCUGGGAGGUCUCACACCAGAGCUGGGGACGCCUGGGUGCCAGCACCCCAGGCCCACGGGCCCCUUCCCACCCAGAGCCAGGCUGUGUGGCUCGGCCCCCGCCUGCCAUCAGGGGACCAUCUCUCCAGUCCCCUGGGCCUGCCCUGGCCCUGGGCUGCUGGCUGGGUGCGUCUGCUCCUGCCUGCCAGCCCUCUGACCUCCCUACUGCGGACCCCGGCCAGCCCCCUCUGCGUGAGGCAGGCUGCCCCUGCCCUGCCCAGCUCCAGCGCCACUCCCUCCCACGGAGCCACCCCACGGCCCCAUUCGUCAGCUGGGGAAACUGAGGCAGAGCGAGAGGAAGAGAGUCACCUAAGGACGCACAGCGAGUCGGGGCAGAACUGACAAACGAACCCAGGAGUCCUGGCUCCCAGCCCCUGCUUCUUUAAACGACUACACCUCGCUCCCUUCCCAGAGCUGGGGAUAGAACCCAGGAGUCCUGUCUCCCAGCAGCCCCCUGCUCUAACCACUACACCC